Messenger RNA from Neoarthrinium moseri, 342 nucleotides. RefSeq lists its product as uncharacterized. Bases 1 to 342 code for a protein of 113 amino acids. The record is from RefSeq and is a predicted model, not a curated record. The transcript has a single exon. NCBI's taxonomy places the organism in Eukaryota, Fungi, Ascomycota, Sordariomycetes, Amphisphaeriales, Apiosporaceae.
AUGUCAUCGUUGACUGCAGAGACUGCCGUCUGGAACCAGCACAGCUCAGAGGCAAAGUCUCACAGUGUCGCCGUCCGAGUCUGGGGAUCCUGGACUAUCCUCCAGUCACCUCAGCCACACGGUCACCAACUUGCUGGUCGACAACUUCUCACCCUGCCCAGUGCUGCCGGUUGCGUCGAUAAGCAGCGCCAGCUUCCCGGUCUCGUUAUUCCCGAAUCCACAUCUUCGGUGUCGCGCAGAUGGAACACGACCAAGAGGGGUGAGGGUCGGAAGAUGAAGGCACGUCACCGCAUUAUGCGCUGGCCAUGGCCUGUGCCUGCUGUCCAGUUAGCGGGCCGGUAG